This is a messenger RNA of Dracunculus medinensis (Guinea worm), 228 nucleotides long. Lineage: Eukaryota; Metazoa; Nematoda; Chromadorea; Rhabditida; Dracunculidae. The record is from the annotation of a GenBank genome assembly.
AUGCAUCAUCGCGAUCUUGGCAGUUCUCGACAGGUACCGAAGGUACAGGAAGGUACGCUUUGUACAGGAGGCAUUCCUUGCAUUCCUUGCAUUUCUGGCAUUAGAACAUUGCAUGCAUCUAUUGUUACGGAAAUGCCUCCAUUAGCGAGUUUGCAUAACGAUGUUAGGACAGGCAAACGUGCUCAUUAAUCAGUUGAAACGCAAUUGAUUACAAUAAUUACUCAUUAA